CCAACAUCUUCACACUUGAUAUUUCCCGCUCUUCUAGUACACAUUCCCCUCGUAACCCCCUCUCUCCCCUAAAAAAAAAAACCCCUCUCUCUCUUUUCCUCAUUCUCUCUCCUCGCUGCUUCGGCCACCGUAGCACAUCCUUCUUUCUAUCUCAUCAGGGAGAAGGCGACGAAAUUGUAGUGUGGGAGUAGUUGUUUCUCAGGUUUUAAGUGGAAAAAGGGUUUUUGGGUUGAUAGGGUUUUUUCGAUGGGGAAGGAUGAGGAGGAGAUGAGAGGGGAGAUCGAAGAGAGGUUGAUAAACGAGGAAUACAAGAUAUGGAAGAAGAACACUCCGUUCUUGUAUGAUUUGGUGAUUACCCAUGCUCUUGAGUGGCCAUCUCUUACUGUUGAGUGGCUCCCCGACCGAGAUGAGCCUCCAGGGAAGGAUUACUCUGUGCAGAAGAUGAUUUUGGGGACCCACACUUCCGAGAAUGAGCCGAAUUACCUUAUGUUGGCUCAGGUCCAGCUUCCUCUUGAAGAUGCUGAGAACGAUGCGCGGCAUUAUGAUGAUGAACGAUCUGAUUUUGGUGGAUUUGGGUGCGCCAGUGGGAAGGUACAAAUUAUACAGCAGAUAAACCAUGAUGGAGAGGUCAAUCGGGCGCGUUACAUGCCUCAAAAUCCAUUCAUAAUUGCCACCAAAACCGUGAGCGCAGAAGUAUAUAUUUUUGACUACAGUAAACACCCAUCAAAGCCACCACUUGAUGGUGCAUGCAAUCCUGAUUUGAGGUUACGGGGCCACAACACUGAAGGAUAUGGUUUAUCAUGGAGCAAAUUCAAGCAGGGGCAUCUAUUGAGUGGUUCUGAUGAUGCUCAGAUUUGCCUCUGGGACAUAAAUGCAACUCCGAGAAAUAAAUCUUUGGAUGCCAUGCAAACAUUUAAGGUUCAUGAAGGCGUUGUUGAAGAUGUUGCAUGGCAUUUGAGGCAUGAAUACUUGUUUGGUUCUGUUGGAGAUGAUCAGUAUCUGCUUAUAUGGGACCUUCGAUCUCCAAUGGCUUUUAAGCCUGUACAGAACGUAGUUGCUCAUCAAAGUGAGGUAAAUUGCUUGGCUUUCAAUCCCUUUAAUGAAUGGGUUGUGGCAACGGGUUCUACCGAUAAGACUGUCAAGUUGUUUGAUCUAAGGAAAAUUAACACCGCACUACAUACUUUUGAUUGCCACAAGGAGGAGGUAUUCCAAGUUGGCUGGAGCCCGAAAAAUGAGACUAUCUUGGCUUCUUGCUGUCUUGGUAGAAGAUUAAUGGUGUGGGAUCUUAGCAGAAUUGAUGAAGAACAGACUCCAGAGGAUGCCGAAGAUGGUCCGCCUGAGUUGCUAUUCAUUCACGGAGGUCAUACCAGCAAAAUUUCCGACUUCUCAUGGAAUCCAUGUGAAGAUUGGGUUGUUGCCAGUGUAGCCGAGGACAACAUUCUUCAAAUCUGGCAGAUGGCUGAGAACAUAUACCAUGAUGAGGAUGAUUUAUCAACAGACGACCCAGCAGCCAACAAGGCCCCUUAGCUUUUGUUUCUGACGAUUCAGAACAGGUUUAAUUUAUGGAGGAUAGAUAUAUUUAGGGCCCCUGUAUUAGUAUUCUGGGUGCAGGAGUUUUCGAAGUUUAACCAGUCAUCGUUAUUCACAGAUGUCUACAUGUAUGAGUUGGUAAAUUAAGAUUGAUAUGUAUUACCAAUCUCUGAAUUUGUUGGGCAUAUAUGAUGAAUGGUUGGUUGUUUCAAAUUGUAUUUUGUUAGUAGUUUGGUGAUGUUUGAACUUAGAACCUCAAAAGUUCACAAGCGUCCUAUAGGUUCUACAGUGUAUUUUGUGAUCCUAUUCCAAUAUCUUUUGUACAUUAUCCUAUCA
Beta vulgaris subsp. vulgaris (sugar beet) is the source of this 1866-nucleotide messenger RNA. Its product is annotated as WD-40 repeat-containing protein MSI1. The coding region runs from base 247 to 1527 and encodes 426 amino acids. The transcript has 8 exons. Lineage: Eukaryota; Viridiplantae; Streptophyta; Magnoliopsida; Caryophyllales; Amaranthaceae. Gene Ontology annotation, cellular component: nucleus. Gene Ontology annotation, molecular function: histone binding. The record is from RefSeq and is a predicted model, not a curated record. Gene Ontology annotation, biological process: regulation of gene expression.